Drosophila obscura is the source of this 2327-nucleotide messenger RNA. RefSeq names its product sodium/potassium-transporting ATPase subunit beta-2 (gene nrv2). The coding region runs from base 276 to 1244 and encodes 322 amino acids. The transcript is spliced from 7 exons. Gene Ontology annotation, molecular function: ATPase activator activity. Lineage: Eukaryota; Metazoa; Arthropoda; Insecta; Diptera; Drosophilidae. Gene Ontology annotation, biological process: sodium ion export across plasma membrane; potassium ion import across plasma membrane; intracellular sodium ion homeostasis. The record is from RefSeq and is a predicted model, not a curated record. Gene Ontology annotation, cellular component: sodium:potassium-exchanging ATPase complex.
UGAGCGGCGACUAAACGUGCGACGGCAGACUGGAAAAUACGAGUCGGGUCGAGUCGAGUAUUAUAACCGAAAUAUUCAAGAUACAAAUAAACACCACCUCGCGGAGUUCUUGGUCGGGGUGUUAGUUGGGUGGUUCUUCGAAGUGCUUGGAAACAGGGUUUGCGGUGCAGUGCGUGAAAUUCGAAAUAUCGACAGAGUGCAUAAAAAAAAAAUAUUUACUUAAGUAAAUCACCGAACCAAAAUAAAAAAAACAUCUAUAAAUUAAAUAACAAAUCAUGUCAAAGCCACAACCAAUGUCAAAGUCCUUUACGGACGAGGAUCUGGCCAACAUACGUAAGCCCAGACCUUUUCAUCUGGGUCAGUUCUUAUAUAACUCUGAAACGGGCACAGUAAUGAACAGAGAUCGUGCAUCAUGGGCCAAGAUUGGAAUAUUCUAUUUGGCCUUCUAUGGAGUGCUCGCCGCCCUGGUGGCCAUCUGCAUGUGGGCCUUUUUCCAGACCCUUGAUCCUCGCAUCCCCAAAUGGACCUUGGACGAAUCACUGAUCGGCACAAAUCCAGGUCUCGGCUUUCGUCCCUUGCCGCCGAUGGAUAAUGUGGAGAGCACUUUGAUCUGGUACAAGGGAACACAGCAUGAGAACUACAAACAUUGGACAGACUCCCUGGAUGACUUCUUGGCUGUUUACAAAGUGCCUGGGCUGACCCCUGGUCGCGGUCAGAAUAUCUACAACUGCGACUACAACCAGCCGCCGCCAAAGGGUCAGGUGUGCGAUGUGGAUAUCAAGUCGUGGACUCCUUGCACAAAGGAGAACAACUACAGCUAUCAUAAGAGUGCCCCAUGCAUCUUCCUUAAGUUGAACAAGAUCUAUGGUUGGAUACCGGAGUACUACAAUGACUCCAAGGACCUGCCCGAGUCGAUGCCACUGAGCCUCAAGACAUACAUCGGCGAGGUCGAGAAAACUCAACCGCACAAGCUCAACACGAUCUGGGUAUCGUGCGAGGGCGAGAACCCUGCCGAUCAGGAGAACAUUGGAGCUGUCAACUACCUGCCCGUUCGGGGCUUCCCCGGCUACUUCUAUCCCUACCAGAACUCCGAGGGAUAUCUGAGUCCUCUGGUGGCAGUUCACUUCCAGCGCCCAAGGCGUGGCAUCAUCAUCAAUGUGGAGUGCAAGGCCUGGGCCCGCAACAUUAUUCACGAUCGCAAGGAGAGGAUCGGUUCGGUGCACUAUGAGCUGCUGAUUGACUAAUAUGGGAUCAAUCAGAUAGAUGUUGUGAACUAUUAUAUGUAGGCCUAAGAGUGAAGAGAAGCACAUAACGGCAAUCAAGAACCUAUGACACCAAAUCUAUGAACGUUGCUAAAUUAAUUGUGAAACAGUCCCACGCGAAACAAGAACAUUUUUUUAAUAUAUAUAACUAUUUACUAAUGUGUAGUCACCUUUACACGAUAUUUUGAAAUUCGAAAACAACAAAAAUAGACUCUGUCACAAGUAAAGUAAACUCAUUAGAUAUCACAAUUUACUAAAUCCGAAUCUCUUCUUAUACAGAAAGUAUAUAGACAUAAAAAAUAUAUAUACACACAUGUAUGUGUAUGUAUAUUUAGCGAGAAUUUAGUGUACCACCUAAGAGAUAAAUUCAAUGAUAAUGAGCAAUUUUUUGCAUUACAAAACAAAAUGAUGAUGAGUUUCAUAAUAGUUUACAAAACUGAAUGCCGAAAUGGGGAAAGAGUCCGUACAAACAAAUGGGAAACACCAUUAUUAUUAUAAAAAUACAUAAUAAUAAUAACGAAGGCUGGCCAAGUAUAAAUCUCAUUUAGCGAUGUUCCCAAAACGAAUGCGACAAAAAUCAAAUUCAAACUGCCAUUUCAAUAAAAAUUUACCAUUUCUGGCAAAGAGAUAAAUACAUAACCCUUUUAGAUAUUUAAAUUUAUAAUGAAUAUACAUAUAGAAAAUGAAUCUUUAUUAACUACACCGACAAAUCCUUUGGACCACUAUAAUAUACUACUAUACAUUUACUCGCAACCACUACAGACCAAUUUUGUGAACCAAAUGAUUGUUUUAAUAUUAAUUAUGUAGCUUCAGUGUAGAUCAUAUUUUUAGAGAAAUCUUAAAACCCCUUGCCACCCAUCUAACAUCACAUGCAAAACAAAGAAACGUUUAGGAAUUGAUAUUGUGCAACAGAAGAAAAAGAGAAACAGAAACAGAAUUUAAUUGUAAGUUUUAUUAUUAUCUAUCAACAAAAAGAGAACUGCCGACAGCGGCUAAGUAUAUGACUCGAAACACUUUCACAACUCGAUUUCAAUAAAAUUCAAUGAAUAAAUAGAGAAACCCAAA